This is a messenger RNA of Triticum aestivum (bread wheat), 846 nucleotides long. RefSeq lists its product as uncharacterized. The record is from RefSeq and is a predicted model, not a curated record. The transcript is spliced from 2 exons. The annotation marks the transcript as partial. NCBI's taxonomy places the organism in Eukaryota, Viridiplantae, Streptophyta, Magnoliopsida, Poales, Poaceae.
AUGAGCAGCUCUGGGAGCGACUCUGGCUCGGAGCUCGACCACGAGGAGGAGAUGGCCCUCCUUAUUGCGCUGGAGCGGUCCAAGGUGGAGACCCGAAUCGGCUCCACCCGACAAGCUAUACCAACCGGCGUCUCUCUCCAACGCCUCCUCAAACCGUUUGUCAAGCCGUCUCCAGAAUCAGACUCCAUCUUCGUACCGCCUGACCCUGAUGCAGUCGGAUCCGACUUGGGGAACCCAGCAGGCGGCUCGGGGACUUCGACAGGCGGCCCGGGGACUGCCGUAGUCGCACCCGGCUCGGGGACUUCAGAACCCGGCCCGGGGACUGCAGCAGUCGGCCCGGGGACUGCAACGACACAACAGGCGGUGGCCGACUCCAACUCUUCACCACCCAACCCACCCACCCUGGUCGCAGUAGCCGUAUUGGCAAUAGAAGAAGUCACAGCUCCAUCAUGGGCCCAACCCAUCCUCAACUUCCUGGUAAACAGAGAGCUGCCGACUGACGAGAUCUCGGCAAGACAAGUUCAACGCCGAGCCGGAGCAUACACAAUAAUAAACAGAGAACUCGUUAGGCGCAGCGUCACUGGAGUCUUCCAGCGCUGCGUCGAGCCAGAGAAGGGCAUAGCAAUCCUCAAGGACAUCCACCAAGGCGAAUGCGGCCACCACGCGGCCUCAAGAUCACUUGUCGCCAAAGCUUUCCGCCAUGGGUUCUUCUGGCCGACUGCUUUGGAAGACGCCAAGGAAUUAGUCAAAUGCUGCAAAGGGUGCCAAGUCUUCAGCUCCAAGCAACACCUGCCGGCUUCUGCACUCAAGACCAUCCCCCUCACCUGGCCCUUUGCCGUCUGGGGA